GAACAGACAGAUGGACAAUCUCGAUUGAUGGACGGACCAGUGAACUAAAAUGGGACGGACAGACAAACAAGAACUAGUGCCAGUCUCCUUGUUUCUGACGCGGCAAGAUGUCUGCCUCACAGCUUCGUUUAUCUUCGCACAUUUUAAAAGAACAUUACGGCGAAAUAGUUGAAAAAGUUGGCUUGAAUAUUUUACGUAAAGGAUGGACAACUAUUGCAAGUAUUAAGCAAGAUACAGGUUUAGCCAUUUCUAAGGUACUGCACACUUUUUACAUUGAAUUGUAAACUAUAUUCAGUGUUAAGUAAAUUAUAGUUUGUCCCCCCCCCCCCGUCCCAUUGCAAUCCAGAAUUUCUCAGAAUCAGCAGUGUCUACCUUUGCUUGCAACACGGGCAAGCUGUACAAACAAGCAAGGAGUAGCAUGCAUUCUAUGUAAGGCCUGUUUCAAACGAGGCCUGUCGCGCUUCUCAUGUGCCGAACAAAUUAAAAACAGAUAAUCAGCUGAAAUGCCUCAUUAUCUGUUGUUUCUAAUGCAAUCGGCACAUGAGAAACACAACAUUUGAAACAGGCCUAAAUCUAAUGCCGAAAAUGAUAUGAGGCUGUGUUGGUGGGCGUCAAUGGAGGUCAAGUUGAAUGCCGGCCAGGCUAUUGGAAAUGCCACGUGAAUGACUUUUCAUUAGCUAUUAGGAUAUAAACUCAGAAAACACAACUGAUAAGCCGACAAUCUAUAAUAAUUUGAAGAAAGUACCAGCAUAAUUUUUCUUAAAUACUUUAUAGUAGAGGUCGGUGGCCAAGCAACUAUGUACCAGGAAAAGGUCUGACCAUACUUUUGGUCUUGAGCAGUGCUGGCAUGUGAUUGGGUGCCAGCAAGCCAAAACUUAUGCCGAAGAUCUCGGCAUGGCCUAGUGGCCCACAUGGAAUGCAUAUGGACCAGAUUAGAGCAACCCCAAUACACACUUUUGGAAAGUAUGUCACCUUGGCUAUAUAGAGCUUUGUUUUUCGAAUUUGAGAUGCUGCAUGGGCUUGACUAUUACAUGGACAAAAAUGCGGCUCCAUAGCCCAAGUGACAUACUUUCUGGACAGGGUGAUUAUAGGCAUUUUCAAACUAGCCAGAAAUACAAAUUUAUGUAGUUCUAUUGUAUGUUUGUCAAGCUAGUCAUGAACAUUUUCUAUGUACUAACUCAGGCAAAAUAUAAAUUUAUGUGCAUGUUUCCUUGCCAAAUAAAUGAGUCAUCACAUGUGAAAUUGUCUUUACUGAGCAGCUUAGUCUUCAUAGAUUUAAUGUUUUUCCCCACUAGAUCAAAAAGUCCAUUUGCAUAUUGAUUCAGCAUAAUUUGGUCAAAUUCCAGAAGAAUGCAAGAGGACAAGUUACAUAUAGUGCUCAAAUUUCUAACAUUCUAACAAUUCACCAGUACCCAAAGCUGACAUACUGUGCCAAAGUUACAUUUGGCGAUGCUGCUGAACUUAUCAUUGAAGAACUGUUGCAUCACGGAUCGAUGACGAUGUCCUCCAUUGUUGCAAAUGUUACGAAUCGGUUGCUUGAUCCGGCUUUGAGCCAGUCGGAACAAAUAGACUAUGAACAUGUUGCAAACCAGUUUGUAGAACUGGUCAAGGGACAUUUGAUCAAGCGAAGUCUUGGUGAUGAGAUUAUGGUGAUCUCAAAAGGAACGGAAGAAGCAAAGCUUGACGUUGUCCGGGCAAAUGAUAUGGAAUACGAUUUGCCGUUGGGCUAUAUAACAUCAGGUAUUGUCAAUAGGGCCGUUGUGGCAAUGCAACCAAAUGUUAAUGACAAUGCAACCAAAGGGUUAACAGGGUGCAUGGGCAGAUAGUCUGAUUAAUGGGUUAACUAGACACAUGGGCAGAUAAUCCGAUUAACCCAUGGAUCAUCAACGCUAGGGACAAAGAAAAAGGGACAAAGAAAAAAAUACCUUCGGUUCUGGUUUCUCGACCCUACCUAGCUUUUCAGGGGAGGGGAGAGUAUUGGCCAUAUUAUAUAUGGAUGUACAGAAAACUUGAAAUAUUUUUCAGCAUCUGGAAAAAGGAAGGCUGUAUCAAAUAAUGACGGGCCAGCAGCUAAAAAGAGAAAGAGCUCAAAGUAUGUUUAAUUUGUAAGGAUCACAAUAUAAUAAAUAUAUUUUGUUAACUAAGGAAAAUUCUUAGAGAUUGCAGCAGAUCAGUUUAAUAUUGAAAUUUAUGUACAAUUAUUGUACAUUGUUAUGUUAUCAUGCAAAUUAUAAUUAUAUUUAAAAAAAUAAUCUAAUGUAUAUCUGAUCUAUCGGCGAAUUAAUCCAUCUAUUAUAUAAAGUUUUUAUUUUUAUUAUGAAAAACUAUUAUUAGUCUUGUUCCAGCAAUUUGUUUCCAUCUAAGUACUUUUGCAUCUGUAGAUAUUUAUAUUUUGUUUUCUAGUGAACAAGUUUCUAUUGACUUUAAGGUGAGACUAUAUUUAAGAAUCUGAAAAUAAUACUGAUUAAAAUAUACAUUUAUGUGGCUCAGUCGGUUAGAGUGCAUUCUUGUACCCAGAGCCCUUCUUACGCGCUGUGCGACGAGGGGCUCUGGCCAAAUCCAUAUUCCGAACUGGCAUCUGAUUGGCUAGUUCUAACACCGGACAUUGUUUUCUUACCAUGUUUUUAUGGUAUCCGGUUAUGGAUUUGGCCAGAGCCCCUCGUCGCACCGCGCGUAAGAAGGGCUCUGGGUACGAGAAUGGUUAGAGUACAGCACUGGAACCGCAGGGCUACAGGUUCGGUUCCUGUCAGAGGGCCUAUAGUUCAAGGGCGGAUUUUUAUUUUUUGCAAAGGAGGGGGUGGAAAAUUUCUAGUGGGGUGCAAGCGGCACCACUGAGCAAACUUAGGUUAGGCAUUUGGGUUAAAGACUUUCGCACAACGACUUUCGCACGUUCGUGAAACAAAAUUUUGGUGGGGUUGAACACUUUAUAAGAGGGGUUAGAGAGAUUCUGGGUGGGUGGGUAAACCCUUCUUAACCCCCUAGUAAAUCCGCCCAUGCUAUAGUUGCAUUUUUUGCAACUGCUUCUGGUUAGGUUUAAUAAAUGUAUAAGAUAUACCCUCGAAAUUUCCAUCUACAAAACCCUUCUGCAAUGGACGUAUUCCCUAAUGAUCAAAAUUUGUUCUCAACAAGUCUAGAUACAAAUUUCAUCACAGCUUGAAAGAGAAUCACAAAAUUAGUGAUAUGCCAAAGUUUCGUUGCGAAAUGUUGUAAAAUGCGGAUAAUAUACCCUUGCGAAGUUUGCCGUUUUUCAGUCAUUUUGUGUUACGUACGGGAAAUUGAUACCGCGCUUUCUGAAAAAAGGUAUCAAUUUCCCGUGCGUAAUACAAAAUGACUGAAAAACGGCAAACUUCGCAGGGCUAUAUUCGCAUUUUACAACAUUUCGCGACGAAACCUUGGAAUAUUACUAAUUUUGCGAUGCUCUUCCAAGCUUUGAUGAAAUUUUUGUCUAGACUUGUCUAGAUCAAAAUUUUGUUUACUAGGCAAUAGGCCAUUAAUUCUAUCGAAUGAGAUGGUUAAAAUCCUAGUGAUAUAUAGUGCACCCAGGACCUUCUGACGCGCGGUUCCCAACGUCUAACACCUGUGGAAUAGAAGUCCACAGAUUGGAGCUUGAAUGUGUUAUGUACGACUGUUCAUCCAAUCAUUAAUCAGAGUUGUCGUUACUGUAGGAUGCUGACAUGUUAUGGAAAGUGAAUAUUCUUCAGUUUUAUCAUCAUUUAGUCAACGAGGUUGGUAUAGUGCUUUAAUACUUUGCUUCGAAUUCUCAGAGGUAUCCAUGACAUGCAUUGCUGAAGAUUGGGAACGUACUGCCACUCAAUGGGUUAACUGUCUGUCACGUGUCUUGCAUUGCUGCCUAAAGCACCCUGCUUUGUUAUUUUACUGUGUCUAACGUCAGACGAUUUUACUCGUCAAGGGGAGAGUAUUGGCACUAUAUACCUAACUACUGACAGACCAUCUUAGAAUUAUGUUGAAUUGCACUUCACUGCAAAUGGUUUCUAUUUUCAGUUGAUCGAAAAUGCUGUUAGGAACAGAUUGGACGAGGUGGGUAUUUCAGAUGCGUGGAAAAAUGUGACACAAGAGUUAAGUAAGAGUACGUAAAAUCUUAGGGGUCGGUUGUGAGGAGGUUCGCUGCUAAAACAAAACGAGCUUAAUUUAACGACUGUAAAUUUUCGAUUUUAUUGAAUUUCGAAAUGACCAUUUCCUAUAUUGUUUGAAAUUGUCGGUUUGCGCGGUUUUCCUCCCUAUUAAAAACAGGCGAAAAAAUCCUGCAAGCAUGACUGGACGGACGCUAUAAUAUGAUGACCUCAUCAAACGCAGUAUAUUAUUUCAUUUUUAGUUUGCGGCAGAAAUUGUGAAAGUCAUGUUAAAAUUAACCAUCUUAACACGAGAUGGUUUUUCUCCGCAAACAAAGCCUGUCUCAGUUUACGAAGUAAGUAAUAUACGUUUAUUAUAGGAUUUGCUAUUUUACUGCCACAGGCCCAAUAAACAUGGACACAUGGUAAUGAUGUCUAAUGCACAUUUUAUUCAAUGACACCGAAAGCUUUGGCUGGGAUGCAACUAUACCUGAAGAAUACAAGGAGAAAUUUGACGUUUCGCGCAGUGUUUUAAUAGAUAGUUUAAGCUUCGCGUUAUACGUCAAACGGCAAACGCCAGGGAAAGAAAAAUUUUACGGUAUCAGGCAAUAAAGAGUAAACGAACUCGCUGUUUUAAAACAGAAAUACAUAUUUUUUAUAAUUAUUCUUUCAAUGCAAGAAAGAAAAUAUGAAACGAAAACGUUCAACGAAAAUUUUGCCAAGAAAGUUCGAACCUGACGUUUGCUGUUCCCGGAAACGUGAUGCUUAAACUCGCUAAUCACCAACUGUCACCAACUUCCCGCGACAAAGGGCCUUCGCCCGAGACGUCGAAAUUCUCCUUGUAUUUUUCAGGUAGUUGCAUACCUACCAACGAAAGCUUUGUUAUUAUUGGCACUACCUACACUGGCACAGACAGUUCAAUUUUACAGUCGAUUUCACGAAACUUUUGACCACAAAUUUUCCGAACUUCGUUGCGAAGUUCACAAGAUUGUUGCGAAGUUCAAAAGUUCAUAAUGAGAUUCGUAAACCAGUUCGUAAACUACGCAUUUGAUUUGCUUCUUUUACUUCACGGACCUAUCAGGGACGUUGUUUACAAAUUGGCUUGUGAAUUCCAAUAUGAUCUUCCGAACUUCGCAACGAACUUGCGAACUUCGCAACGAAGUUCGGAACAUUUGUGGUCAAAGUUUCGUGAAAUCGACUGUAAUGGUCUUUAUGUCUUCGACCCGCAUAAAAAUUAGGGCAAAGCGUAACAAACAUUGGGACAGUGGCGAAGCCAGCCCGACAAUUUGGUCAUGCUAUGCAAAUAUUUCCGUGUUCAUAGUCCGUGAGAACAAUCGUUUUCUAAAGAAUUGAAUAAUGAUAAUGAUUUAAGAUUUGCUCAGCAUGACCAAAUUGUCGGGCACUGCAUUGGGAACCGUGCAGAGAUAUGAAAAGUUUGUUUCAUAUUAUUGUUAGCAGAGUACAUUAAAAACUACACACUGCAGAGUACAAUGAAAAAUUUGUCUAGAGCGGGAUUUGAACUCUUCGGGUAUCUAGACCGCCACUCUACCAUUGAGCUAUCGAAUCAACGGGGAUUGGUAGCGAGUCUUAUCCAAUUUACAGUAAGUGCACGAAAUAUUUUCGUGACGACUUAAUGCUUAUCUUAACGCGUAGUUUUUCAAAUGUAUUUCAGAAGCAUCCUCAGAGAGAUGAAAAAUAAUAUAUUUUCAAGUUUAUUUUGACACUGCAGCUAGAGUACACAACGAAAAAUUCGUUCUCUCCGUCUCGUGUGGGAUUCCAAGUUCUAGACUGGCGUUCUAUCCAUUGAUUUGUCGUACUAAUUAAUAUAAACCAUUUUAUAUUUUCAGAUAGACGAGAGAUUAUCUGAUAGUUCAGAAAUUGAUAGUGAUGAAAUAGCACAGUAUCUCAAUCUACUUCAAGAUGACGAGGUAUUAGGCAAACAUUACACAAUUUGUCAGCAAUAUGUGUUCUCAAUAGGAUCGUAGCAAACUUGUCAACAACUUGUAAUAAUGUUGUUAGUUUGUCAAGUUACCACAUGCAACAUUGUCUAUAGAGGUUCAUAGUAAUCAUUAAUGAUUUCAUGAUAUCCUAAUGUCUUCUAUUCGGUCCUUGAGUUUCCUAAUAUAUAGUAUAGCUUUGAAAGUCCAUGAAUGUUACUCUUUCAGACCUGUAGGUACCGUGCAACUUGUCAACAACCUGGGAACAAGCAGUUUUUAAUAUUUUUUUAAGGUUGGUUUUGUUUCAAAAGUUGGUGAAAAUUCUGGAGGGCUGUACGUUGUCAGUAUCCUUUUAUUCCAAAUACAGUUAAAUUGUGACUGCUCGACAGGGGCGCCGAAAUGAGUCGUGGGGCCGGAACCCCUAUGUAUUUUAAACCAACAGAAACUGUGUUGGAGUAUGCAGUCUUGCAAAAUGACAAAGGUUCAAACGUUAAAGGAAGGUCCGGCGUUCAAUUGUAAUCCCCUCUGUCUCAUGCUGGGACUUCCUAUCAUGUAAUUCAUGUUAGAAUUCCAGAAUCCCCUCUGUGGCGCUGCUGGUAGUGCACACGCAUUCACAAACAUAUGCGGGGGUUUUCUUUAACCAUCGUUGAAGAUAUCAAAAAGUCAAUGGAAGCUAUCUGCGUUCAAACUAUUGAAUCUGUUGUCCGGGAAAGGUAGGUCUGCAUCUCUCUGAUCUCAGACAUACUAGGUGGUUUGGAUCUCUGAGGAUCUAUGCUAAGUGGGUUUGCUUGGUGGAUCUGAGGGUCUAUCUGGGUGGGUUGGGUCCAACCAAAAUUACGGUUUAUGCGUGUGUAAAAUUUCAUUUAAAUGCCCAACAGUAUUCGGUUCACUGUCUUGUAACUACAGCGAAUACAUGAAAAUCAUGUUAUGUUUGUAAUUUAAUUAGGUGCGGUUCAAAGUCAAUGCGAAUUUUCAAGUUAUUGUUGCUAAAGCAACAUUUGGAGCAAAAACAAGUAUGUAGAUGAUUUAAAUUUUGUAGAUUAACGUAUAGUGGAUUGACAUUAGCUAACAACCAACCUAUUGAAUGACUGUAAACAUUGUAUUUCCAAGAUGUAAAGCAGGGUAUAUACAACCAAUCAACAACUAGUCAAGAUAUGAUAUGGAAGCAUUUGUAAUGAACUACCAUUCGUUACGAUGAUUUCACUAUGCAUAGUUUAAAAUUUGGCUCAUUAAUACCUCACCUGAUGUCACUGAAGAACGAUUGCUUUACAUUACCAUGAAUUCGUUGUCUUCAAAUAUAUCGCAUCGCACACAUAUUUGUGUGAACAUGAACAAACUAAUGUUUGUUCCUAUUUUAUAGGUAGAGGAUCUCAUUAUGGUACCAGCAAAAGAGGCAAAGGAAUUGUUAUAUAACUUGUUGUCUGAAAAGUUCAUAAAUCUGCAGGUAAAAAUACUACCAUAUAUUCAUGGGCGUUUAGGGCCCAAUUCAUAUUUGUGAUAUUGGCAUUCUGUAUGUCACGUUUGCUGUGAAAAAUAUGUCAUAGGAAAGAGAGAAAUUGUAUGAAAACUUUUACGAUUUUCAUAGGGCCUGAACACCAUCUUGGCUUCUCUUUUCUCAUAGGCCGAAUGACUGAAGUUCUGACUCAAGAUAUGGCAAUUUUUCUGUGUGAUUUCCGGUUGUCUUAAGUCCUAACUGCUACCAAUUCAGGAUACCCCAUGACAAUCGUGCCCAUUAUUCAUACUGUAAUAGUGUGUAAUCCUUUACCCAAGUCUUUCCUGUUGUUCUAGGAAGUGCCUCGUGCGACCGAUUACGCUCCAUCGAGAACAUUUUAUUUAUUUUCUGUGAAUAUAUCUCAAGUGUGUCGAAUGCUGUUGGAUAGGAGUUAUAAGGUAUUGUUUAAGAUCUGAUUAUAGGUAUAUUCACUAUACGUAUUUUCAGCCACUGACGACGUGGUCUAUUUUCAGACUCUGAGUAAUUUGAUAUGUCGACGUCAUCAUGAGACAGAAGAACAAAGGUAAGGGAAUUCACUAUUCAGUAGCAGCGACAGCAGCAGUAUCAGUGGUAGCAGUGGUAGUAGCAGCAGUAGUAGCAGCAGCAGUAGUAGCAGCAGUAGCAGCAGCAGCAACAGUAGCAGCAGUAGCAGUGGUAUAGCAGCAGUGGUAUAACAGCAGCAACAGCAGCAGCAAUAGUAGCAGCAGCAGCAGUAGCAGUGGUAGUAGUAGCAGCAGUGGUAGUAGUAGUAGCAGCAGUGGUAGUAGUAGCAGCAGUGGUAGUAGUGGCAGCAACAGUAGUGGUAGCAACAGUAGUGGUAGCAACAGCGGCAGUAGUAGAAGUAGCAGCGGUAGUAGAAGUAGCAGCGGUAGUAGUAGCAGCAACAGCAGUAGGAGCAGUACCAGUGGUAGUAGUAGCAACAGCAGGCAGUAGUAGCAGCAGCAGCAGUAGUAGGUGCAGUAGUAGCAGUAGUAGCAGCAGUAGCAAGAACAAUAGUAGUGAUAGCAGUAGCAAUAGUGAUAGUAGCAGCAGCAGCAGCAGCAGCAGUAGUAACAGCAGCAUCAGCAGCAGUAGUAGCAGCAGCAGUGGUAGCAGCAGCAGUAGCAGCAGUAGCAGCAGUAGUAGCAGCAGUAGUGGUAGUAGUAGCAGCAGUAGUGGUAGUAGUAGCAGUGGUAGCAGCAGCAGUAGUAGCAGCAGCAGUGGUAGUAGUAGCAGUAGUAGUGGUAGUAGUAGCAGUGGUAGCAGCAGCAGUAGUAGCAGCAGCAGUAGCAGCAGUGGUAGUAGUAGCAGUAGUAGCAGCAGCAGUAGCAGCAGUGGUAGUAGUAGCAGUGAUAGCAGCAACAGUAGUAGCAGCAGCAACAGUAGUAAUUUGAUUUAUAAUUUUAGUGAAAGUAAUUUAUAAACUAAGUGAUCUUCCAGUCAAUAAAGCAAGCAUUCAUCUAGUAACCAGAUAUGGAUAAUACGGUGGAUAGAUGUUAUUUUAAUGUGCAUUUUAUAGGCGUUUGGUAGAAAAGUCUGAGAAAAUCAACGCGGCGAUUUUGGCGUUAAAAAGCCAAGGCAUGGAUAAUGAUUCACCGGCAGUUCAGGAAAUGGAAGAAAUGAUGACAGACCAAGAAAAACAACAACUUACAAAACUUAAAACUGUUUUAUCCAAGUGAGUGUUUUGCUUCGUUCGACCAAACUUACAGUGUACCCACAUGGAAACCGGACGAACCGGACGCAAAUCGACGCUAGAGCACUCAUGAUCUCCCAUAAACAUUGAGCUGGUUCAGAUUUUGAUAAGAGUUGAUGAGUUAUUGCUCAUUGGAUUGGUAAUAUCCAGCCGACUCUCGUGUGACUGUUUGACCAGGGGCAUGGAAGUUGGGAAAACUCUCAUUGGUGUAAACUCUCGCUUGCCAUGCUUCAUCAACUCUUGUCCUCGUUUAAUCGGCGCUUUAAGUUGCGUGAGAGUUGGCUAGAUAUUACCGCACGCGUACAUCACAAUUUAAACCAGCUCAUAGUUGAUGGGAGUGCAUGAGAGUUACCAAAAUGGAGUGAGAGUUGGAACUCUCGUCUUUGUUUGGCUAAGUUACGGUAGCUGUUCUCGAAUUCCACCAGUUCCAUGUGUCCCUACACUUUGUAAGAAAGUUUUUUCUGUAAAAUUGAAUCAGUGAUAACCAUUCAUCUCUGUGUCAAGUACCCUUUUAAUGCAAUGUUUCGAAAGAAACUUUGUAGUAAUGUAAUGAAGGUAAAAUUGGAUGACGUACAGUCAUAAUUCAUAAAUACACUGAUACAUUUGUACAGUACUGAAUAGUAGCUUUACCACUGGUUAACUCUUUUGUCUAUAGAUUAGAACGAAGUGAAUUACAAGUUGGUGAUACAGUAUUGACUUUUACACAAUUCCUGGCUCUAAACAGUUGAGUGUUAUUACACUAACAUACAGUUAUAUUUCCUUGAAAUUUGUAUAUAAUAUUUAUAUAUACGUAGAUAUGAAAUACUGUAAUUAUCGAUAGAAUCGAGUUCUGCCGUCUUCUCUUAAGUUUUGGUAGAACAUUCGCUAUUUUCUUUCCAAGCACUAUGACCAUCGUCAUAAACUUCCUAGAAAACACACAAGCAUUUUUAUUUAUUUCUUUGCUGGUUGAUACAUUAAAUACUCAAAAAAUAAGGAAACCAUGACUAGUAAAAUAAGCCAAUCGAAAUUGCUUGUUAUUGAAUCUCUUGUUGUUGAGUCUUAUAAAAUAAGCCAAUCGAAAUUGCUUGUUAUCUUCGCCUGGCCCAAUAAAUUGCACUUUGGGUACCUUUUUCCAUAUUGGCACAGUAGCUUUAAGUGUGUCGAUACAAUACUGAACUGCUUCCAAAGAAUCUUUGCGAUGCACAGAUGAGAUAGCUAUGACCACACUCGCUUCAGAUAUUGGAACCAGUCUGUAAUUGGGGGUACAAAUCAAUGAGAAAUAUAAUCUUCAUGACAAAGUACCCAUAUAGUAUGGUACAUCUCUUAGACUACCGGUACCUUAGAUACGCACAAAAGAGAAGACAACACACAUAUUACAUGCAUAAAUAUAUGCUUACCCAAUUCUGUGAAUUAUUGCAAUUUUCACAACAUUCCAUUUCUUUCGUAUAUCCCGACAUAUUUUUGCAAGCUCCUUUUCUGCCAUUGGCACAUAUGCUUCAUACUCUAAUUUUAUAACUCUCUUGCCUUUAAAUGAAUCUCUUGUCGUGCCUGUAAUGUUAAUGAAGCGAACUGGAUAUAGUAUUGCACAUUUGCACAGAAAUCACCUAAAGCCAUGGUCCAACGAGAAUGAGAGUUGGUUUCUUAGUUGAUGAUCGAGUUUUCGCUCUGCGAGCGGUAACAUCCAGUCGACUCUUGUUCAACUCCUGUUCUCGUUUGAUUCUGGUGGUAGUGAGUUGGUUACUGUAGUUUGUGUGGCAGGCUCUCAUUGAAGUGGAAAAGACAAAUUUUAAUGGAGACUUUCCGAAACCCUGGCUUUCAUGACUAAACACCUAAGUAUACAUAAUGGCUUGUUAAAAUUGACCAAUAGAACUCAGCGUAAACAUGUCAAUGAAGAUCAAGAAAUGUAGUAAUGUAUUCACGUUGGGACUGUUCACAUGAGUCGGGCCAGCACGGCUAGCCGGGAU
Molecule: messenger RNA, 11114 nt
Organism: Paramuricea clavata
Lineage: Eukaryota; Metazoa; Cnidaria; Anthozoa; Malacalcyonacea; Plexauridae
Source: the annotation of a GenBank genome assembly